AUGUUCUUUCGACGCGUGUUUUCGAAGAAUGGGUCGAGUUCGUCGUCGAGUGCCGGUGAAGGUGCUGGUGGUGGUGCGGGUGCCGGCCACGGGCACGGGCACGGAAUGUCGGUGAGCGUCCCGACCGAGUCCCCGGCCCGGUACCGUCGGGCACUGAACGUGGAGAACAACCACCGGGUGCUGUCGGUGCUGCAGUUGACCCCGCUUUGGGAGUACAUUAUCCGCAACAACGAGCUUCCGGUGGGCCUCAACAUGAACGAGCUGUUCCGGGAGUUCCUGGAGCGACUGCACGACCCCGAGUUCCAGGUACGCCAGCACGCGCUUCGCGUCCUGAUCGACGUGAUCAUCGUGCUGCGCGAUGAAACGGACGUGUACUUUGGGCCGCUCCUGCCACCGAUCAUCGACAAUCUGGGCCACCCGUCACCGGCCGUCCGGAAGGGGGCGCUGGACGUGCUGAAGGUGUACAUCGCUCAGACGAAGCUCCCCGAGACGGUCAUGCUGGAGAUCAUGAACUACGGGAUGGACCGCAAUCCGAAGGAUCCGCUCGCCAGCCGGUACAUCGUCGGCGUGAUGCUGGCCCUGCCGUCGCUCAUCCAGCCGGCCAUCCUGACGGCAAAACGCACGUUCAUCCUGCGCGCCGUCAUCAACGCACUUGGCGGCAAGAUGGUGCAGAUCACGUACCAGGAGAUUGCGCUCAAGAUCCUUCUGAAGAUCAAGAACGCGAUCGGAUCGCGCGAGUUCUACGAGUGCAUCUCCGUGGCGUACCGACGUGACUUUGACCUACUCUGCAACGUGUACGGCCUACCGAAUCCACCCAAAAGCCCCCGGCGGGACGUAACGGCGGGAGUGCCGGAUAGUGGCGGCCGGGAACUGGCCGCGGGUGGCAAAAGUUGGAAACCGCACCAGGUUCCGCUGUCCCCGAAAGCACAACGCUGGAAGUCCGGCAGCCAGGGAGACCUUCCGCGGGCCACCGGGUACGAUCCGGCGAGGACACACGCGGACUACGCCCUGACCAGGAGCCCCAGCGGACAGGCGCUGCUGAGGCGCGUCAGCUUGGACCAGCUCGACGACUCGUCGAAGGUGAUCCUGGAGACGGAGAUUAAAAUCAACAAGGAGUCGGUCACGAUGCGCAUCCUGGAGGCGGGUCGGGGGGACGGAACGACGGGGCCGGGAGGCCACUCGAGCGAGGAGAGUGACGAAGACAACGUCACGGGCAGCAAGCGGUUCGGGGUGGUCCGAGUGCUGACCGACAGCGAGCUCGAGGACAGUGUGACGGUGAAGUCGAUCGCGGCCGCGGGAACCCCGUCGUCCUCGUCGUACUACCAGCCACAGGACCCGCUGUCGGCCUCCACCGACACGGACUACGUACGGCGGACGCCACGCCGGGUGCGCUUCGGUGGGGAGAUCGUGAAAAUGCGAACCCCGGACAGUGACACGUUCGAUCAGAGCGAUCAGGACCCGGGGUCGUCGAUGGGCGGCUCACAAUCGUCCACCAACAGCUCGAGCUUCCUCACCGCAAACCUCCCCUCGGAGAGCAUCUCUUCUCCGGCACGGUCCACGUCUUCGAUGCCUUCCCGGUCUUCCCUCAAAUCCGCCUCGUCCGCUACGGACCGCAGUGCCGGUGCCGGAGCCCUGAUGCGAAGGCAGUUCUCGCAGUCGGCCGACACGGAACGGUCGAGUGCCUCGAUGGGCGCGAUGACCUUCGAAAACGACACAUCCUACGUGAGUUCCAUACUCACGGCGGACGGUGGAACGUCCACCACCGAGCCGCCCGAUACCGGACGACGGACGGAACCGGAAAUGGGAAACGAGCAUUCGGCACCAGCAAGUCGACCCAAAUCAUCCCUGGCCAGCCGGCCCAAGUCUGCCAGAACUCCGCCACCACAUCCGGACCCGACCCCGGCUCCGGAAACGCCCGACAAUCAGAGCCAUCAGGUGAGCGAACCACCAGAACCACCGGCAACGGCCAACUCCGUGCUGGCCGAUAAGAUCGAGGAGGUCAAGCAGGCCAUCCAGGGCAUCGAGGAUAAGAUUAACAAUGUGGUGUGCCUGAAAAAGGCGGACUCGGCCGACGCGGCCCAGCAGCCGGUGGCUGCGCCCAGGACCCCGAAGCUGGAACCGACGCUAUCCCUGGAGGUGUUGCUGAAAACGACCGACCCACCGACGGACAAUGCCGACAACUUCGAGCUGAGUCCCUCGCAGACGGACCCGGACCGGAAGGAUUACACCAAGGAACUCAACAUUGACAUCCCGAGCGAGGAGAAGCUUCAGAACACACCGCCACCCGCCAAGACGGACCCACCGACGACGCCGCCCAGACUGGCCGUCCGGUCCGGGAUUCCCCGGCUACACACGAUGCCGUCACCGAAAACGAUGCGCAAAGCACAGGAAGGUGCCACGGCGACGCCCAAGUUGCUAACCCCGGACGAGCCACGGGGUCGCUCUCGACUCCGGACCCGCUCGGCCACAUCCACGGCCCUCAAGCCACCGCGCAGCGUCUACAUCAGUCCGUCCUCGCUCAGCCCAGCCCCUCACAGUGGCAUCGAGAUUAUGCACAACCUGCUCCGAAGCCCGUCCACCUCGCCGCACCGGACACGCCGGAAGAGCUCCGGCGGUGGCAAGUCGAUCGAUGCGCUCACGCUGAGUGAUAACAACAACAACCAGCUCGCCCUCGAACUUGGCCCCGAAGGUCGGAACGACAAGUGCAUCAGCGUGAACGAGGAUGACAUUUUCGAUGUCUUCGGCAAAACCAUUGCGACGCAAACGUCCGAUGCCGAUGAGCUGCCGCCGACCUUCGUGCCCUUUAGCCGGGCCCCGUCCUGGAUGACGCUGAAGGCGGACGGGACUGGAGGAACCACGGAAUCGCUGGACGUCCGCAACGGCAACCUAGGAAGCCCGGCCAGGAAUGUGUCGUCGCCAAAGGGUUCCGCUGCCGAAAAGCAGCGGAUCGUCAGUUCCUGGGAGGAUCUGGAGAUCGUCGACCGACUGUCGCUGUUUCAGCUGAAAAGUACCGACUGGCGAUUGCGGUCCCAAGGUUUCUGUCGGCUCGAGGAAGCUCUUAAAUCUUCGGAUAAUCUAGCGAAAGUGCAACCAUACCUGGAGUCGCUGCUUCGGACGCUGUUAUCAUCGGAACGGAAUCACGAUGUCAUUGACGAUAGGGUACGAAUGCUGGUCAACCUGGUGUCACGGCUCCCGCUGGAGAACCUGGAGGAUCGCGUAGGACAAAUCAUGACGGGCCUGUGCCGGACGGGUGGCGCCGGUAGCAAUACCGUGGCCAAAGCGCUGAUGCAACGGCUACCGACGGCCGCCAUCGUGCAGCGGUUACUAUCGGACGACUUCCUGCAUGCCAAAAACUCCAAGUUCCGCGAAAAUGCAUUGCAAAUGGUGCUGUUUGCUCUAAUGACAUUUCCCAGUACGUACUUUGACAUCAAAAGCCUCAUCGGCCGGGCCACCGAAGCGGCGUUGGACAGGAAGAAGCGCGUUCGACAUGCUGCCUUGGAUGUGUUGGCCGUGCUGGGACAAAUUAGCUCGCCUAAAUUGGUCCUAGACGUUGUCUGCACCGCGGUCGGCAUUCGCCCGGAAGGUAACCAUCUGAUCACGGCUGUCAAGGCAAGGCUGGCCCGGAAACAGCUUCCCUUUAUCGGCCCGGACGGCAGCGUCGAAUACGCCCUGAAGGUGCCGUCCAAUCGGACAAACGCGGUCAUCAUGUUCGGUGCGGACGUGGACUGGAUAGAGGCCGGCAGUGGGUCCGCUUCGCCGACCUUCGACCACCGGGCCCUUACGUCCGGUAGCAGGAGCAAGCAGUAUCCUAGCUUUCAAAUCGAAAACAGUUCCUCGGAAGAAAUGAGGCCGAAACCUAGCUUUCAAGUGUGCGAUGAGAUCAAGCAACCGAUUGCGUCUUCGAAGGUGAUCAGUUCCGGGUGGACGUCCAAAAUACCGGUUUCAUACUCGGACAAUUUCCCCAGUGGGGCGCAGCCACCAUCAUCCAAUGUUCCUCGUGCAAUGAUGUACGGCAACGGCAAAUCUUCCCGCUCGUAUCCGGAACUUCUCGAUGCAGCGAACGAUCGAAAGUACGGUGGCGCGGGCGGUGGACUCCGAAAGCCGGAUUUUAGUCUAUCCGGCAUACCGCAAUUUCCCCUGGGCGGAAAACCGGCUCGACACUCGACCAUCGCACCAUCAAAACUUCCUGAAAUGGACCACCAAAGGAUGGGUGUUAAAAUCGGCAAACCCAGCAACCCGUACGAAGUGAGGACACCGCGAAUGCGCGGCAAGCUGUACUCUCGCAAUAGUGACGGCUUCAUGAGCGACACUAUCGCCAGCGUUAAUAAGCAAGUCCACACCGACAUUCGUCCUUCGACCGAUCCGGUAGUCGAACACGAAGGCUUACGUCAGUUAAAGUGCGGCAUGCGGUUCUACAACCCAAAUUUGGUGGGAAGCGGCACAAACAGACAACAAAUCACGGCGCAUGAGCAGGACCAGGCGGCAGACCAGCGGUCCAAUUGUACGCCGUGUAGGUACGGCGGCCGACACAGCCGAGGCAACAGUGCGAACGGUGGAAGGGCUACGCCACGCCGCACACGCUUCCUGGAGGAGGACCCCCAGCAACCGGCGGAGGCCAAUCCGGCGGGCAUCAAUCAGGAGAGCUACACCAUUCGGCGGGACGAAGAGUACGACAGCGAGCAGGACGAAAAGUCAAGCAACGAUUCGACCUCCACGAGGAUCAUUUCGAACAGUGUGUUCAAUUUCGGUUCCGGCCACGAUCGCAGUCGACCACCGACGACCACCGCCUCGAGACCACCGUCCGGUGCCGGUUCGCUGAAGUCGCUCAGCUCGGGAAACCUUCGGAGCCAGCAGUACGCACCGGAAGGGCGCGGAUCACGUUCCAGCAACCUUUUGUACGGUACGGGCACCGCGCCGAUCAUCAAACACCAUUCCACGGACAAUGUGUCACUCAGAUCGACCCGAUGCGAACUGGACGGCAUCAGCUCGAACCAGGUACAGUACGAGUCCGACUACGACGACGACGACCAGGACGAGGACUACGACCACGCUGACCAGGAGCAGGAGCGUAGGAAAGCCAGCGCCGGUGGCACUCCGAAGCGCUACCCAACGCCCAGCCCACUGCCUUUGCGGGGGGCCACCGCCUGCUCCACCGACAAUCUGCCGGACGCCGACAAGAGUGCGGACGAAGACUACGAAGAGGAGGAAGCGUUUGAAGAAAUGGUCGCCCCGAAGAGCCGCGCCCAAUCGGCUAGUAUGGGAAACUUGGCCGUGGCGGUUCGUCGCGACCUGGAUGACGACGCUGACGGGAGCGAAAUGCUUGCGGAGCCACCACCACCACGCAGACCUGCGGCGGUGGCGCCGGUGGCACCGAGGAAAAUCCUUAAAAAACCGUUCCUCGAGCGUCGCAGCAGCAAGGUGGCCCCGGCGGUCAAGGACGUGGUGUCGAGCGUGAAAGCGAAAAACAAACUGAACGAGGUGCUGUUCGAGAAAUCGCUUCGUCGGUUCGAUAAACCGAGGGACGCGCUCGCCAACUGCCUGACGCACCUCGAGAGCCCGAACUGGGAACAGAACAUCAGCGGGUUGCAGUUCUUCGUGCGGCUCAUCCGGCACCAUCCGGAAGUGAUCGACACUCAGAUUCACCUGCUAUCGGUGGCACUGUCCAAACAGGUGCGCAACCUGCGCUCGCAAGUGGCCCGCACCGCGUGCAAAGCCGCGUCCGAAUUCUUCACCACCCAUCGGCGCUGCAUCGAGGGGGAAGCGGAGGAUAUUGCUACGCAUUUGCUGCACCGGACGGCGGACACGAACAAGUUCCUGCGGGCCGACGCAACGCAGGCGCUCGAGUCGAUGUGCGAGAACUUGUCCGUGGCCAGAGUGGUGCACAUCGUGGCGUUCAAGGGUGCCACGCACCAGAACGCGGUCGUGCGGACGACGGCGGCCAAGCUGCUCGAUAAGAUUGUGACGCAAAUUGGGGCCGAAAAAGUGUUCGGGCUGCCGAAGGAAACGCGCGACAAGCUGAUACUGACUGGGGGUCACUUGCUGCUGGAGGGUUCGCUCGAGACGCGGAACUACACGAAGAACAUGUUCAAGAAGCUGGCGGACCACCCGCACUACAGCAAAGUAUUAUUGGAGGUGAUACCGCAGCGGACGUAUCGGAACAUAGAGAAAGCACUCAACAGCAUCCGGCAAAUGGCCUAA
Messenger RNA from Anopheles cruzii, 6198 nucleotides. RefSeq lists its product as uncharacterized. Lineage: Eukaryota; Metazoa; Arthropoda; Insecta; Diptera; Culicidae. Bases 1 to 6198 code for a protein of 2065 amino acids. Gene Ontology annotation, molecular function: microtubule binding. The transcript is spliced from 10 exons. Gene Ontology annotation, cellular component: cytoplasmic microtubule; cilium. The record is from RefSeq and is a predicted model, not a curated record. Gene Ontology annotation, biological process: microtubule cytoskeleton organization.